This is a messenger RNA of Trichobilharzia regenti, 751 nucleotides long. The record is from the annotation of a GenBank genome assembly. NCBI's taxonomy places the organism in Eukaryota, Metazoa, Platyhelminthes, Trematoda, Strigeidida, Schistosomatidae.
GCGUUUAGUUGUCUCAGCGCACUCCUUAAAUUGUUGUUGUUCGGCGGUAUUUCGAUUUCCGCAUACUUAGUUAUGCUUGCGGUACAAUCAAAGCUCGAUGGUGCAGUGAAGGAGGAGAAGAAAUCUAUAAAUGCGAGUCAAAUGUAUAAAAAGAUUGAACUCGGACAACUGACCCCACAUAACAUUAAGCAGUUCAGAUUAAUUAACCAAAAUGUUUUUCCUGUUACGUAUACAGAGAAAUUUUAUAGCGAUGUGUUGAAGAAUAGCAAAAUGUGCAGGCUGGCUUAUUUUAACGACAUCGUUGUUGGUGCCGUAAGCUAUCGGAUAGAAAAUGUUUUGGUGAAAAGUUCUGAUCCAUCUGGCGAUGAAAGUUCUGGUCAAACGGUUAAGAAGUGUUACAUAAUGACCUUAGGAUGUUUGGCACCGUACAGAGGACAUGGUGUAGGCACAUUGAUGCUGAAACAUGUCAUCAAAUUCUGUCAGAAGCAUGGGGGAAUCAAAAGCAUUUAUUUACAUGUUCAUGUUGGGAACGAAGGGGCUGUAGCAUUUUAUAAGCGUUUUGGAUUUGAAAUUACUGGUGAAGUAGAUGACUAUUACAGGCGCAUUCAGCCUCAAACUGCUUAUGUACUCGAGAGAUGCUUGUCUGCUACGGAUACACGAGAGUCAGACUCGGAGUCUGACUGAACAUUUACCAGAGUGUAAAUAUACUAUUUUAAUGUAUUUUCUAAAUAUACUGCCAGUACCACGUCCA